UCUUUCUCUCUGUCCCUCUUUUUCCCAAUUUCAAACUCUCUCAAUCUUUAGAGCUUUCUUGAUCUCUUUACAAGUUCAUUGUUUCAUUGUUUCCUUUAACGAACAAACCCAAAAGAUCUCAGAUUUGUUAGCAAACUAAGGAUUCUAUCAGUCAUGGCUUCUUCUCCUACCAAUAAAAAUUCCUCCUUUUCUCCUCCAAUCCCUAACAGACCAAACCCUAAACCGAGAAACUCAGAAUCCGGUGAUCCUUUACGCCGGAGCUUUGGUGGCAACCCUUUUCCGGCGAAUACAAAAGUCAAUGUCCCCUCAGAGUUUUCUCGGAGGAACUCUUUUGGUGGAGAAGACAAAGAGAACGAGACCAAGGCUGUUGUAACUCCGAAAGGUUCCAAGAACUUCAUGUCACCAACUAUUUCAGCGGUUUCUAAGAUCAAUCCAUCGCCAAGGAAGAGAGUGUUGUCUGAUAAAAACGAUAUGUCUCGGUCCUUCUCUGAUGUUAAAGGUCUUAUCUUGGAGGGGAACAAAAGAAAUCAUCACCGUGCUAAGUCAUGUGUUUCGUUUUCAGAUGUCAUACAAAACAUUUGUAUUGAUGAAAAGAAGGAUUUUGAGGAAUCACAUGACUUGACUGUGACUGAUUUUGAUGAGAAGGAAGUUUAUGAGAAGGAAGGGAUUACAUAUUCUGAUCCAAGAUUCAGGAUCAGUCCUCGUCCUUCUGUUCCAUACACAUCUCCUGAAUUUGCAGCUCGUGAAGUCGAUACAUUGUUGCCUCCUUAUGAUCCGAAGAAGAAUUAUUUGUCGCCAAGGCCUCAGUUCCUUCAUUAUAAGCCGAAUCCAAGAAUGGAGAAGCGUUUUGAUGAGUGCAAGCAGCUUGAGGAACUUUUCAUCUCUGAAAGCUCUUCUUCAGACACUGAAUUGUCUGUAGAAGAAUCUGAUACAUGUGAGGAACAAGUGAAGUAUGGAGCUGAGGCAGUAGUGGAAAGUGAAACCGAAGAUGUGGAGCAAUUGGAAGCAGAGAGUGAUGAAGAAAUGGUUUGUGAGAGCGUUGAAGAAACAAGUCAAGUGCCAAAACAGUCUGGUUUCAGGAAAUUCAAGUUCCUUGGUUGGUUUUUGGCUUUGGCCAUCACGUAUCUGUUGAUUGCAGGGACAUUUUCUCCACCAAUGAUAUCAACAUUCGACGAGUUCCAUAUCCCGAAAGAAAUCACAGAGUUUGCAAAAGCUAAUAACUUGGACAAGCUGAGUGAAAAGCUCUUGACUUUGACAGAAACAUCACUUGUGUUCAUGGAUAAGCUGGUCUCACGUCUUGGAGGAUGGAAUGAGGAAUUUGGUCAACUGCAAUUUCAUAACUUGACAUAUACUAUGGCGGAUAAUACUGUUUUCCAGCCAACAAGUGUUGAAAUCACUGAAGAACCACUACAAGAGAAGAGCAAAGUUGAAACUAAUCUUGAAGAUGUCUAUGAAGAGGAUGGUUCUGUCAAUGCAUCUGAGCUGGAGAGUGGAGGAGAUGAAAAGUCAGAUGACGAUGCAGAAGUUAGUGAAUCUGAUGAACAGGCUGAGAAGAGAUGGAACUCAGAUGUAGAGGUGAAUAAAGUUUUCGACGAUGUCUUAGAGUGGAACAUUGAAGAACAAAGAGAGUCUGAGGUGAGUCCUGAAGAAAAGAUUGAAACAGGAUCAUCCGUAAAGUCCCAAGAGAGUCCUGAAGAAAAGAUUGAAACAGGAUCAUCCGUAAAGUCCCAAGAGAAGCUGGAAGAAGCUAAAUCCGAAGCUAUCUACACUAACCAGCAUGUUGAAUCUGUUGCCAUCAAUCUCCACCAGCAAAAUGAGAGUGAGAUACUUACUAGUGAAAGUAGUGUAUCAGGGGAAGGUUUUGGAGAAACUGAAUCCAAAAUUGAUGAUGUUCUUAUUCAUCUUGAAGUAAGUUCUUCUAACAAAGCUGAUAAUGAUUUAGCCAAAGCUGAUACUGAAAGUGGACCAGAAGAAGCUUUUGGGGAGACUACAGUAGAAUCUAGUGAUGAUCUUCAUCCUAAAGUAAGGUCUUCUAACAAAACUAACAAUGUCAAGGCUAUGAUAGUAUUGUCCUCGACGACUAUGCUGGUUCUACUCGCAGCAGUAGCCUACAUAUUCGUUAAGAAGGUAAAACCUAUGACUGCAUUUGCUCCCAAACCAGUAGCUGAGACCAUCAACAAGGAUGUAUUAGUAGAGAAUCUGAUGAAAGAAAAGCUUUCUUCACUGAACUUCAAGGCGGAAGAAGUUGAUGACAGAAUGAGCAACAGUUUCCACAAAGAACCUCAAAGCGAAAAAGACAAUAAGAAGAACAACAACAGUAGCAGCAGAAGCAAGUUGAGGAGAGAAUCAAUGGCAUCUUCAGCAUCAGAAUACUCUGUUGGCUCCUUUUCUUACGGAAGUUUCACAACAUACGAGAAAAUACCCAUCAAAAGUGGUGAUAGAGAAGCAGAGAUGAUUACACCAGUGAGACGCUCAAGUAGGAUCAGGAACAAACCAUCAGGGUUAUGAUAAAAGAGACAAACUUUUCAUUUUCAUUCGUUGCACCACUCAGCAAUCUUUAGUUUCUUAUUGAAUUAGAAUGAACUGUUCCCACUUCUAUAGAUCUCCUGAUUUGUACCAAACUUGAUUCAGUCUUGAAUUGAUCCAAUCUAAUGUUCUCUUGUUUGUUGAAA
Messenger RNA from Capsella rubella, 2672 nucleotides. RefSeq lists its product as uncharacterized. Bases 154 to 2508 code for a protein of 784 amino acids. The record is from RefSeq and is a predicted model, not a curated record. The transcript has 3 exons. Lineage: Eukaryota; Viridiplantae; Streptophyta; Magnoliopsida; Brassicales; Brassicaceae.